AGUGUAAGCACAAAGAGCUCUAUUCAAAGUGGAAAAGGAUUUUUGCUCACGUAAUAAAAGGGGACCCAGGCUCCACACUGACUGCAAUGCAUAAAUUCAUGCAUCCGUGAUUUGGAUUUACAUCUGCAGAGAAAAAGAGACGCAAAAAACUUUUUUCAUAGUAAACAUCUUGGGACUGUCCCCCCCUCCCUCAGCUAGACGCCAUAUGCACGCCUUCACCAGACAAGCCGCUGCGGAGCGCACAGACUCCGCUGCCUCCUGCCAUUAGUCUGUGUUUAUCAUCGAAAAUCGGAGGUUCAUCCCUCAACGAAGUAAUCUAAGCUUGACUUGAAGAGUAAUCGUCCAGAAGACUCGGGUGAACAUGUAGACAUGGAUUUUAUGAAGCUGUUUGGCACUGUUAUCGCCGUUUUGUUCCACCCUGCGUCCGCUUCUAAAAUAAAUGGCCAAAGGAUUUGUCGGCGUGGGACAGAGCGUCCAUGCUACAAGGUGUCCUACAUCCAGGACAGCAGGCGGAGGCUGACCUUUGAGGAUGCCAGGCAGGCCUGCAGGUUUGAUGGAGGCGAGCUGCUCAGCAUUGAAACGGAAAGCGAGCAGCGACUGGUAGAGAGGUUCAUACAACAGCUGCAGGCCGGAGAUGGAGACUUCUGGAUCGGGCUCCGCCGCAGCCCGCAGCGUUACAGGGCUGGGACCUGCCCCUCGCAGUACUAUUGGCUGGAUGGAAGCAAGGCCAAGUUCAGGAACUGGCACUGGGAUGAGCCAUCGUGUGGCGGUGAGAUGUGUGCAGUUCUGUACUACCAGCCGUUUGCACCGCCUGACGAAGAAGGUCAUUUCUUGUUCCAGUGGAACGAUGCAAACUGCAACUCCAAGAACAAUUUUGUCUGCAAGUAUCCAGAAGAAAAAGCACCAGUAUUUAGUGAGGAAGGGAACCCAGCACCUGCAGUUCCAUCUCUGAGGCCAAACGUAUUCAUAACUACAGAAAGUGAUGGGAGGAUAAAAAUAGGACUAUCUGAGUCAUCAGUGUCUCUCACAGACAACACCCUGUAUGUGUCCUACAUCCUUUAUGCAACUAUUCCUGCUCUGCUGCUGCUGCUGUUUGCAACUGUCGGGUUCUUCUGCUACAAACAGCACGCUAAGAGGAGGAAGACAGAAACACAAAGCUAUCCCAGCAGUUCAAAACUAUCGAUGUCAACAACAGUUUCGCCUUACGCUGUACAAGGACCUUAUGCCUUUAGUGACGUUACCAAACUUCCUCACACUGCUCUGGACAGAAGCAUGCCGACAGAAAUCAUGACAAAGUACCCAUGUGCUGCUUCCCAGCACCCCCAGUGUGAUGAUUAUGAGAAUGUGCCAUGUGCGGCCAGGGAGAGCAGCUUUGUAACCAAUGACAUCUAUGAGACCUGCAAAGCUCAGGGUCGGCACUGCCGCAGCCACACUGGUUGGGUAGAAAAUGAGAUCUAUGGAUAACAUUGUUGAUGCCCAUCUGGUGUAACAAAUAUGACCCAGCUAGAAAGAAGAACACAGUGGUGCAGGAUUACUGAACACAUGACUAUGAUAGCCUGGAUGCAGGUUAUCUGAACAUCUCCUGUGUGUCUUUAGGGCUGCAGCCUGAGAAUCCAGCAUUCAAAGCUGCAUGUCAGGUUAAACUCAAAGCAGGGUUUCUCAAACUGCCUGUCAACUGCGACUCCGUAUUUAGGCCCCGAUAUUUGAUAGAACCUCACCAAUACAGAGUUUCCAUCAAAUGAUGAAUCUGAGCAUGGCGUACCUUUGGAUACAAGGAUAAAAGAUUGUGAUUUCACAUCUGAUUAAUACGUGUUAUUAUUAAACAAGAGUCUGCAGGCACGUUAGCACCUCUGGGCUAAAUGUGUCAGCAUGCUAACAUGCUCAUGUUUAGUAAGUAUAAAGUUAACCAUUUUCCCCAUCUGACUUUAGUACGGAGUCUUCCUGGAGCAAAUCUGUAUUCUUGAUUUACAAAUCUUUGCCAGCAGUUUAUAAACCGAGCUCACGGAUUCAUAAUCUGUGUCUGCGGGUUGUUAAAUUGUUCGCACAGAUUUCAAAUAAACUAUCUUUGAACUAUCUCAAACAAAUGAAGCUAUUGCUGUAUUUAUAUGGUCUGUUUAUUGUUAAACCAAUAGGUGCUUUUAUUUUUUAUUUUUUUUUACAAAGUGACUGAUGUUUUUAAACAACAGGAGGUCGUGACGACAGUCUCUGUUCAAAGUGAGCACCGACUAUGGGUUGGAGAACACGGUUCAAACACUGAGAGCGUGGAUUUGUAAACCGAGAGCACAGGUUUACCCACGGCUCUUUUUGUUUAGUUGUUUGGUGCGUCAGAAUGCUAACAUUUUGCUAAUUUGCAUGUAACCCAAAGCUAAGUUUGAUGGGAAUUGUCAUUCAUUUUGCAGGUGAUUGGAUGAAAAGUCAUCAUUAUACAACAUGGGGUUCAUGAAUGUCUGUGUCAAAUUUCUUGUCAGUCCAUUCAACAGAUUUUGAGACCCUUCACACUAAACCAUAAAUACCAACCCAUUCUGAUAUUGGAAUACAUAAAAAAAAAAACUCUGACAAAUUAUGUAACUUCGCAGCAGUGGUGUUUAAAGUGGCAUUAACGAACUCAAACGGAAAUGAGUCAGGACAGUGCUGCUAUAUUUGUCACGGUCAAUUUCACAUUUAAACCCUGGGAAUAAGUGCAAGUUUUGAGAACUCACACAAGGUUAGUCAUGUCGUAAACAACCCAAAAUUAAACUCUUUCCCAAUCACGUCAUUAUUUGAUGACACACAAGGACAAAAAGAUCCUGAUUGCUCUGUACAGCGAUAGAGUUGUUCUAUUCGGAGACUGUUCUGACCCUUUCUCUAAACCUGAGGAGUGGAGUCAGCCCUGUGUAAGGCUUCCUGUUUGGACUCUCAUGUCAGGGAACAGGACAGUGCAUGUGGAAACUCUGAUGACAGAACUCUGCUGACCCCAGUAAACCUCAAAGCUGUGGGCUUUCCCAACUCCACCUGACUGUGUGGGACACUCAGCCUUCCCACUGAUCUGACAGCCUUUUUAGGAGUUUGGUAUAUAUCACGGCCCCAUUCAUCAGCGUUUACUUGCAAAAACGUAUGCCCGAAAUGGAAAUGUGUAAAAUAAUCAUGGAUUAACAAUACUGAACAUAAAUGCCUGUUUCUUUUUUGGAGUGCGUACUGAGUGGGCUGUUGGGUUGGUGCCUCGGAAAGAUGUAGCAAGCCCAGUAAAGAGAGGCUGAGUGUGUUCUUGGAGAAUGUUAGACAGGAAAUGCCAAAAGCACAUCUGGAACUCUUACAUUCAGGAAGUCUAUGCGUGACAGCGGAGGCCUUCGGCACGCUGCUCUGCCUGCCGCCUUAGUAAUCCACUGUUCUGUGUUCAGCUGUCACUGCGUGAGCUGAAGAGCACAACUGCAGGUUGUGAAUGUGUUUAAUGUCUCAAACAUUUGGGGUGUCAGACUACAAAAUAUUGUGGUUUAAUUCCUUAUGUGAGAGAAAAUGUGGUUGUAUUCAGAUGGUUUUAUAUUAGUGUACAUGUGUAAGGGAGUGUCUGUGUGACUGCAGAUGUGUGUGACUGCAAAAUGCCUGUUAAUGCCUGUACAAACGCAACAGUACCGUGAGCAGGGUUUCAGAAAGGAAACGUGUUUCCUUGCUUCGAUUUUCUAUUUUUGCCAACAGAUGGCGCUGUUAUGUAGCUAACCAAAGUGCCUUUGUGGCUGAUAAAAUGUCUAGAUUCACAUGAGGUCCUACAUGUUACAUUAUAUAAUACUAUGUUAUAUUAUGUGAUAUUUGUAAUGCGCAUUGCAUUUUUUUCUGGAUUGUAUGACAAAAAGUAAACAUGCUGUAAAUGUUUUUUAUAUAUAUUAAAACCUAUCAAAUUG
Messenger RNA from Scatophagus argus, 3875 nucleotides. RefSeq names its product layilin b (gene laynb). The transcript has 7 exons. Gene Ontology annotation, molecular function: hyaluronic acid binding. The coding region runs from base 370 to 1464 and encodes 364 amino acids. NCBI's taxonomy places the organism in Eukaryota, Metazoa, Chordata, Actinopteri, Scatophagidae. The record is from RefSeq and is a predicted model, not a curated record.